UUGGCUCCUAAGUUUUUCAGGGUUAUCACAUUUCAGGGUAAGAAACUGCCCGCUUAACUUGAGAGCUGGUAGUCUGUGGCAUUAGAAUACCUUCUUGCUUUAAAACUCGCUACAGGCUAUCAGCCGUUUCUGAAUGGUAACAAAAUCAACCAUCAAUUUCACGUCGACUAAGGUGGUUCGAGGAAAAAAAAACUAAAGCGGCUUUCCAAAAAGUUAUUUUUAUGCUUUUAUUUUGAAAACCCAAAAACGGAAAUGGCUCUGGACAACAAAUCGCAUUUCUUCUUCUUGUGCUGACUACGUGCUGAUUUAUUUCAUUACUAAUCUUUUAAAAAAUCAAAUUGAGUGACCGGUACGAAUAACCUACGCUGUGAUUUUCUUUCUAUCGCUGUAGCAUUCUGUCGUGGUUUCCGGUAACCUCUAUUUUUGCAUCGUUCUUGUUUGCGCCAUCAUGCUAGCCUCUUAAACCAGCUAAAGUAAAGGGAGGCAACAUAUACAUCAUGUUGGUCCCCAUUUUCACCCUCAAAUUGAGCCAUAAAAUUAACCCUCGCAUGGUGACUGUAGGCAAAUUUGAUGGCGUCCACCCGUGCCUCACUGCAGCAACACAAGCUGGAAAGGUUUUUAUUCACAACCCUCACACUCGUGCUCAAAAACCUGCCAGUCACCGACUGAGUCAAAGCACCCAAGAUUCGGACAUUUCCCUUCUCAACAUCAACCAGGCAGUGACUUGUCUGACUGCAGGUACUCUGGGCCCAAACACUACUGGUGAUACAUUGUUGGUGGGAUCUCAGACCAACCUGCUGGCCUAUGAUGUCCAUGACAAUACAGAUGUAUUCUACAAAGAGGUGUCGGAUGGCGCUAAUGCAAUCGUACUGGGGAAACUCGGGGAAAUCCCGAAUCCUCUUGCCAUCAUUGGAGGGAACUGUGCCUUACAAGGAUUUGAUUAUUUGGGCAAUGACCUCUUCUGGACUGUAACGGGAGAUAAUGUGAGAUCACUUGUACUCUGUGACUUCACUGGGGAUGGUAAAAAUGAGCUCCUGGUUGGAUCUGAGGAUUUUGACAUCAGGGUUUUCAAAGAGGAUGAGCUUGUGUCUGAGAUGACUGAAAAUGAAACCGUAACAUCACUGUGUCACAUGCACAGUAGCCGAUUUGGUUACGCCCUGGCUAAUGGCACUGUUGGAGUCUAUGAUCGCAAUUCUCGGUACUGGAGGAUCAAGUCUAAAAAUCAUGCAAUGAGCAUCCACGCCUUUGACUUGAACGCUGAUGGGGUGGUGGAGCUCAUCACUGGCUGGUCCAACGGAAAGAUUGAUGCCCGAAGCGACCGCACAGGCGAAGUCAUUUUUAGAGACAACUUCUCCUCCUCUGUGGCUGGAGUGGUAGAGGGAGACUACAGAUUGGAUGGGCAGAAACAACUUAUCUGUGCCUCUGUAGAGGGAGAAGUUCGUGGCUACCUGCCUGCUGGAAAAGAGUUGAAAGGCAAUCUCAUGGACUCCAGUGCUGAACAGGACCUCAUUCGAGAGCUCAGCCAUCGCAGGCAGAAUCUACUGCUGGAACUCCGCAACUAUGAAGAGAACGCGAAGGGUGUGUCGGACAGCACAGCUGGGGGGAUUCCAGCCAAUACUCAGCUCCAAACAGCUCUCACAGUAAGAGCUGCGACUGAGGUCCAGAAAGCACACGUGGAGCUUUGCAUCACAACACCAAAUGAAACCAUAAUCCGUGCAGUACUCAUCUUUGCGGAAGGCAUUUUCGAGGGGGAGAGCCAUGUUGUUCACCCCAGUGUCCAGAACCUUUCAGGUUGUGUUCGAGUCCCUAUCGUGCCUCCAAAAGACAUACCAGUAGAUUUGCACGUCAAGGCCUUUGUUGGUGGGAAAACUAGCACCCAGUUCCACGUAUUUGAAAUCACCCGGCAGCUGCCCCGUUUCUCCAUGUAUGAUAUCACAGUUGACCCCACAGCUCCUCCUCCUACCGGAAGAGUUACGUUCACUAUCAAUGACCGGCCACAGCGUGUUGCAAUGUGGCUGAACCAAAACUUCUUACUUCCUGAGGGUGUCGAUAGUCCUGAUGUUACUUUUAAUGCCCUUCGUGGAGGGGGACUGUUAAGCAUCAGCAUGGCGACUAACGGACAGAUCACUCUGAAAACUGAUGAUAUCGACCUGGCUGGAGAUUUGGUCCAAUCACUGGCCUCUUUCCUGGCAAUUGAGGAACUAUCAGCAGAGGCAGACUUUCCAACUUAUUUUGAGGAGCUUCAAACUACACUCACUGAGGUGGACGAGUUUCACGCUGUUCACCAGAAGCUAACUGCGGAAAUGGCAGACCACUCUAACUACAUCAAGCACAUGCUUGUUCAAGCAGAAGAUGCUCGCUUGAUGGGUGACAUGACUUCCAUGAAGAAGCGUUACAGAGAACUUUACGAUCUAAACCGAGACCUUGUCAGCGAGUACAAAAUUCGCUCGAAUAAUCACAACGCUCUGCUAGGCUGCCUCAAGUCUGUCAACCAAGCAAUCCAGCGAGCUGGCCGACUUCGAGUGGGUAAACCAAAGAGCCAAGUCAUCUCAGCAUGUCGGGAUGCCAUUAAGAGCAAUAAUGUGAGCGCACUCUUAAGGGUCAUGAGAGCUGGUGUGGCUGCCUCUUGAUAGUGGUGCAAGGCAGGGAUAGUAGACAACGAAGAGAGGACCACACCUCUACUGUGAAGCAUUUGUUCCUUCACCAACAUCGAUGGGAAGACAGAAGGGAUUGUGGGAUUGCCGGGCAAACAAUUCAGCACAAUUAAGAAACUUUCUGAAAAUCAUCGAUGCCAGUCAAGUGCUCUGUGUCACGAGUGUAGCUUUUUUUUUUUUAACCAAGUGUGAACAAGAGAGCAAACUCGGUAGAGAGCAAACUGGGUAAAUGUUUUAAUCUUAGAACCUGGCUAGCCCAAUUUUAUAGCAGUGGUAUUGAAUAUAUCGAGGUCAUGCUGAGAAGUGAGAACCAAGCAUCACGUUUUUCUCAAAUUGGUAGUGCUCAGUCUGUUAAAGAUGUAGUGUAGCAAGUUGGUUCAUAUGGAUUUGUGUCUUUAUUAUAUACAGUAUAUAUUAAAAAAAAAAAAAAAAAAAAAAGUAAAAAAACGGUGCUUCAAUCAAAAUAUAUAUUUUCAAUCGAAAAAAAGUCACUUCAAUCAAAAAAAAAGUGUUUGCAAAAAUAAAAUUGAAACUAAAAAAAAAAAAACAUUUACAUUUUUUUUUUAAUUGAAACGACUUUUUGAUUGAAGUAGCCUAGUGUUGCUUUGAGUUUGGGCCACAUUUUGGGUUUUGUCUUUAUAAUUCAAUCAAAAAAAUAAGUUGCCUCAAACAAAAUAAAAAUAUUUUCAAAAUAAAAAUCACUUCAGUCAAAAACAAUCAAUCAUAGAAAAAACGUUUUUGAAUGCAAAAAAAUAUUUGAGACUCAAAAUUUGCAUUUGAACACUUAAUUUGUCAUUGAAAAUGUUUUCUUUAAUUAAAAUAAUCCUUUUUGUGUUUGGGCCAUAUUACUGGUAGGAGUUGUAGGACAUUUGUGUCUAAAUCAUUUAAUCCCCAAAAAAGUUGCUUCAAUAAAAUAUAUAUUAACAGUCAAAAAAAAAAUAAAAUUAUGCAAAAAUAAAAUUAUUUUUGUUAGAUUUUUUUUUUGUUUUUUUUUCGAUUGAAGUAAAAAAAAAAAAAAAGUUUUGAACUACCUUUUUUUGAUUGAAGUGGGAAAAAGUUUUGAAUUCCUUUUUUUUUUUUUUUUUUUUUUUGGAUUGAAUCAUUUUGACACAAAUGUUGCACUUCGCUAUUGGUCAGGCAUGUUUGAGUGACAAGUGGCUACACCAAUGGGGUAUGUCUGAAAAGCUUGAAGAAGCAAGAAUCAUGGCCACCACUCGUCGGGUCGGCAACAGCCGUCAGCUACAAAGAAUUUCUUAUUUGUCAUGUUAAACAUUAAAAAGGUUGCACUAAAUGGAGACCACACGCGAAGGAAAUAUUUGAUUUAAAAAAUGUCUAGUUGGUUUGUUAUAGUCGCAUCCCCAGCCAAUAAGGGCAUCUUUGUAAAGUAAUUGGAGAGUGCAUCUUUUGAUGCAACCAGCAUGAUCAUCCACACUUCCUUGCUUUCCUCCCCAAAAAUUCCAGCUGCAAGCGAGUAUGUGUCAGUGGUCACAUGUAACUUUAGAAGGGGACGUUUUAGCUGAAUUGAGCCAUUUAAAUGGGUUUUGAAAGUUAUGGGGAGUUUAUCCAUAUGCCUGACAAGAUUACCAGGCCAUGUUUCACAUUUGUAAAAGAAAUACCUAAUUAUGGCUGAAUCUCAUGUACUAUUUCAAAAACAACAAAAAACCUAGCUUUGACUGUUAUACCGAGUCCACAGUGGGAGCAUUGUACUUGUGUAUUUUUAGCACUGUAUUCAUAGCCAAAGAAAACAUCGUGAGUUUGGUGUCACAGAUGUGUUUACCUUUUCUAAAUUAUAAAUUUGUUAUUGUCCUUUUGUCAAGAUUAAAUGGUGUGGUUUAAAUUUUGUGUAACUG
This is a messenger RNA of Corythoichthys intestinalis (scribbled pipefish), 4504 nucleotides long. RefSeq names its product Bardet-Biedl syndrome 2 (gene bbs2). Gene Ontology annotation, cellular component: BBSome; membrane; motile cilium. Gene Ontology annotation, biological process: non-motile cilium assembly. Gene Ontology annotation, molecular function: protein binding. NCBI's taxonomy places the organism in Eukaryota, Metazoa, Chordata, Actinopteri, Syngnathiformes, Syngnathidae. The record is from RefSeq and is a predicted model, not a curated record. The coding region runs from base 498 to 2630 and encodes 710 amino acids. The transcript has 18 exons.